Molecule: messenger RNA, 1301 nt
Organism: Oncorhynchus gorbuscha (pink salmon)
Lineage: Eukaryota; Metazoa; Chordata; Actinopteri; Salmoniformes; Salmonidae
Product: NAD-dependent protein deacetylase sirtuin-3-like
Molecular function (GO): NAD+ binding
Source: RefSeq, a predicted model, not a curated record
CAGAGCAACAACAGACUAAUGCAGCGGCUCACAUUUGGUUUUGAGCGAAUGUUGUGCAUUAUGAAAUGUAGCUAAACACCUUAGGAGAGUUAUGCUAUUGAAAUGGUUCUUCUUGUGUAAAAACAUGCGCUUCAACUGCCUGCUUCCAAAAUGAAGAUGCGGCUCUAGAGAAAGCUACAAAUAUACUGUGUAUUUCUUGCAGCUAGCUAUGACUUAUUUCAUGUCCUCGCCACUGGUCUACAAGGGCAGGUUAUAUCUGUAUCAUACUAUUACAUCAAGUACAGCUAGAUUCAUCAAACUCACACAUCAACAGCAAAGAACAGUAUUCCUCGCUCCAAGGCAAAGGGAUGUCCACGGUCUACGUCCAAGCCAAGACAGGACAGUCUGGUGGCCUGGGUUUCGAGGACUGUUCUGUAGAGGAGGAGUGGAGGACUCCAAGCAGCAGACGCUAGAGGACCUCACUAAGAACAUCAGAGGCGGACAGUACAAGAGGAUCAUAGUGAUGGCAGGGGCUGGGAUCAGCACACCUAGUGGGAUCCCAGACUUCAGGUCCCCUGGCAGUGGUCUCUAUGACAACCUCCAGCAGUAUAAUCUUCCUUACGCAGAAGCCAUCUUCGAGAUCAACUACUUCCAUCACAACCCCAACCCUUUCUUUGCCCUGGCCAAAGAGCUGUACCCAGGCAACUACCAACCCAACCUCACACACUUUUUCAUACGUCUCCUUCAUGACAAGGGCCAGCUCCUCAGAAUGUACACGCAGAAUAUCGACGGCCUGGAGAGACUGGCAGGAAUCCCCACUGAGAAACUGGUGGAGGCACACGGCUCGUUUGCUACUGCUACCUGUACUGUGUGUCUCAGAGUCUACAAGGGGGAGGAGCUACGUCCUGAUAUUAUGAAGGGGACAGUCCCUAAAUGUCCCACUUGUAAGGGUGUGGUGAAGCCUGACAUUGUCUUCUUUGGGGAGGAACUACCUCCUCACUACUUCAGCUACCUGAAGGACUUCCCCCUGGCAGACCUCCUCAUUAUCAUGGGUACCUCUCUGGAGGUGGAGCCCUUUGCCAGUCUGGCCGGAGCUGUGAGGGACUCUGUCCCUCGUCUACUUAUCAACAGAGACCUGGUGGGGCCCUUCGUGGGGACCCCGCGACACAAUGAUGUGGCCCAGCUAGGGGAUGUGGUCGGUGGUGUGCAGAUGCUGGCUGAUGUCCUGGGCUGGAACCACCAGCUGGAGGCUCUCAUGGCUGCCAAUGCUAAGAAUGUUGGUUCAUGGGAAAUCAUCUGAUUUACACACGUGUUACGUACGC